Mesocestoides corti is the source of this 1362-nucleotide messenger RNA. Lineage: Eukaryota; Metazoa; Platyhelminthes; Cestoda; Cyclophyllidea; Mesocestoididae. The record is from the annotation of a GenBank genome assembly.
CACAAGUGUGAUGUAUCGAACUUUGCUAAAGACAUUGCCUCAUCACGAGUCGGCCAUACUGCUCACCAGCUGUGUACUGGGGAGAAAUCAGAUUGGGUACUCCUUGUGGGUGGUGCAAACUGUUCUUCCUGCUGCAAAAGCUCUCUUCUCUACAACAUACGUAAAGGCCAAGUUUUCCCAGUCAGAAUGCCUGAGUCGACACUCGUACCUGGAUUUGAGCGCUAUGAACAGGCUACUGUGCUAACUGAUAAAGAGUUGGUGACCUUUGGCGGGGCAACGCCUGGACACCCCCAGGGUGAUGUGAUCCACGCGGAAGUAAGACUUGAGAACCUGCCCGCUUAUGGCGACCCAACCGAGAGCAUUUUCCCUCAGUCCAGCGUCACACCCACCCCCUCAGGCAUCUCCCCACGAACUCAGCACACCUCCGCCUGUCUUACCGAGUUCGGCGAACUCGUAGUCUUCUCUGGAGGCGGUAUGGGAAGUUGUCCGGUCGACGAUGCAAAGGUCCACUUGUACCGCAUAAGGGAGAGGCUCUGGAGUGCUCUGCCAACCAAAGGCGACGACCCGCCUUCCAAUCGAAUGGGCCAUCUGAUGCUGUACCAGCCUGGCGAUCAUUCGCACUUGCAUGGCUCGACUUCCACCUUCUACGUCCACGGUGGCAUGGCCGAGAUGACAUUUUUCGACGACUUCUUCCGGCUGGAGAUUGAACGGGUAAGAGCACUUUGCGGCGAUUCUGUCAGCAUGUCUCCAAUUCAGAAUCGAGUGCACAUCUCAGAAGAGGGAGGCGAGCCACAGGUGGCCGGCACGUGGCACAACGUGAUUGGCGGGGCGGGCUCGAACGGAGAGGGCGGGAGCCGGCCGAGUCCCCGCGCGGGUCACGGGGGCGCCGUCGUUGUCUCGCCGCUCCACACGCCGCGGGAGGGCGCGCGACCCCGCCACCGGGUCUUCGUUUUCGCCGGAGUCAACGCCCACGGCGCCCUCAACGACUUGCACUACUUCGAUGAGGGUAUGUGGCCGGUCAUCGCGCCGUCAGUUCGAAAGGCAAAUUUAAUCCCAAUCAUUUCGUCGCAGUGGACUGCCGUGGAGGUGCGACAGAGCGUUCCCCCAGCAGCUCGCCUUGACUUCGCCUUCACAACCCUCCAAUUAAGGGUCCUUAAUCCAAAUGUCAAACCGGAACCCGAACGCAUUGUCUCCACUUUCUCCAUUAAUUCACUAUCCGACGAAUUGGCUGACGAGAAGAACAACAGCUGGCAAGAAGGACCAGUGAUAUGGCGAAAUUAUCUGUUUAUACACGGAGGCAUGAACACCGAACAGGCCAUAUUCAACGACGCUUUCAUCUGCUGUCUGGAUGACGACAUGUAA